AUGGCCUCGUCGAUCCUUCACUACCCCCGACCGUCGAUUCUUAGACCACAGCAGCACACCAACUCUUCCGUAACCCGCCUCGAUACUAACUUACCGCGUUUCAAUGUAGCACCCUUGAAAAGGCCUUCCAAGGUGCAAGCCAGCAGUAGUGGUAACAGCAGCAGUGAUAGCAUUGCCAGCCGUCAAGACCACAGCAACCCUAGCGAUGACCACAUUUCCGCGAAACCCUCGACAUUUCCUGGAGACUUUCAGUCUCACAUCCAAUCAGCAGCGUCGCGGAUUCUCCUUCCCUCGCUGCUCGCGGCGUCGCUUCUUACCACCGAAGCCAUGCUGCCACCUCAGCAGCAGUCCACGCUGCCGAGUCAGCAGUCUGCUGAGCUGGCACAGCUGUCAGGAGCAGCAGCGGAACAAACGGGUGGUUGGACAGGGACAGCUCCCGAAUCUGGAGCUGACGUGGCAGCGGUGGGCCUGCGUCGGUCAGGGUUAGGGUUACCGUUGGGCGGUAUUGGCACUGCACGGGCCAACGGAUUGCUGCAGAUGCCGCCGAUCGAGCUAAAAAACACGUACUACUUAGUGCGAGCAGGCGAAUCAGAGUGGGAAGCCCUGGGUGUGAUUCACACCAACCCCGUCGACAAGACGAAUGUGCAAAGCGGGUUGUCUGGGGAGGGGAAGAAGCAGGCGGUGGAAGCUGCCAGGAAGCUGCGCAAGAUGGACGCCUGCGGGGGAGGGUGCUGGAUCUGGCCGUCCAUUUCCCAGCGGGCGUAUCAGACGGCUGAGGUCGUUGCUUACAUCAACGGUGCCGAUUACAGCCGCAUCGUGCCUGAGUACAGCUUUUUGGACGCCAGAGGCCUGGGGGCGUUUGAAGGACAACCGCUAGAGAUGAUGAGCGAGGUGUACCUAGAAGACUCCGUGUCGUCCAGGUGGCGCCCGCCCCCUUUCACUGACGGGACCCCCCACGAGAGCGUGGCAGACGUGCUCGUGAGGGUGACGCAGCUCAUGUCCAUUCUCGAGACACAGUAUUCAAGGGAUGCAGUGGUGAUCGUUUCACCCGACUCGGACUGCCUCUCUGUGCUGCAGUCUGCUUUGAUUGGCAAAGAUCUCAGAAGUCAUAGCGACUUGUACUUUCAGCCAGGGGAGGUGAGGCAGGUUGACAUCAGCAACAACGUCCCCCCUCCUCCCAUAUCCGGUCUGAUCUCGCUCAACAUGAUGAAGCAAUAG
Closterium sp. Yama58-4 is the source of this 1218-nucleotide messenger RNA. NCBI's taxonomy places the organism in Eukaryota, Viridiplantae, Streptophyta, Zygnematophyceae, Desmidiales, Closteriaceae. The record is from the annotation of a GenBank genome assembly.